AUUUUUUUUGUUUAUCACAACAACCAAAAACACUAAAAAAUAUUUUUAAAGUGAAAAACAAUGGGGUUACCUCUUUGGAAACCUAGAGAUGUGGAACAGGAAGCUGAACAAGAAGAAUACAUUAAACAUCAAGAAGACAUAGAAGAUGAGGAUUCGUGGUCAAUCUUUUCUCAUCAACUUGUGCAAAAUGUAUAUAAUCGACGACCUACAUCUCGACAUUCUGUAAAUACUAACACUCGUCACUUAUCCCCUUCCUCUAUACCAGUGGCAGCCAACUCACCUCAUCUUCGUCGCUCUCGUAUUGCUAGAAGGCAAUCCAUGUUGACUUCUUCACUUAUGGAUAGACGCAGAACUUCCAGAGUACACCCAUUACCACCCACCUCUUCGUCCCCUCCAGUCCGUAGUGAACUCGAUCGUCGGCUUCAACAAAGGAUGAACGAAAAGGAAGAUUUACUAGAACAAUUACAAUCCACCAUUACUCUAUUGGAUCAACUCCUAUCUGCAGGCAACGAUAUCAGUACAUUAAGCGAAGAUUUAUCAACAGUUGUAGAAUCAGCUGCUUCGUUAGCUAAUAUGGCACCCUCAGUUUUAUCUACAAGUCUGUCCACACCACAGCAUACAUCGUCCAACGAGGUAUCCACGUUGCAUGGGAUGGUGGAUCGACUACUCCAGAUGCCACCUUAUUCAAUCCGUAUCCAUAACAUCGAGACCAACAUUAUCUCGGCCCAUCGACGUAUAAGAGAACAGUUAUGUUUAUUGGGGUCUACCACCAUCCCUCUACCGAUCCCUAGACAAACUUCACCAUUGGAUUCCAGAACCAGCUUUUUUGAUUAUAUCGAGACAAAUUCUUCUAUUUCUCGAUCUUAAUUCUUGUACAUUUUCUUAUUAAUCUAUCUCUAUCUCUCUCUAUCUCUCAUUACCCAUUCCCGCAAAGCAUCACAGUUUUUUUUUUUUUUUUAAUCUUUAUUGACUUACCCAUCUAUGCUUCUCUUUUUUCUUUUUUUCUUUUCUUUUUUAUAAACCCU
This is a messenger RNA of Mucor mucedo, 1025 nucleotides long. RefSeq lists its product as uncharacterized. The record is from RefSeq and is a predicted model, not a curated record. The transcript has 2 exons. Bases 61 to 867 code for a protein of 268 amino acids. NCBI's taxonomy places the organism in Eukaryota, Fungi, Mucoromycota, Mucoromycetes, Mucorales, Mucoraceae.